Molecule: messenger RNA, 228 nt
Organism: Entrophospora sp. SA101
Lineage: Eukaryota; Fungi; Glomeromycota; Glomeromycetes; Entrophosporales; Entrophosporaceae
Source: the annotation of a GenBank genome assembly
AUGGUUGUGGGUAAACCUUAUAAAUCACAGAAUUCAACCUUGGAAAUCAUCAUUACUGCUAUAACAUUAGGACCAACUGUCUAUGCAUUUAUUGUAUUUGAAGUUGAAGCAAAUGAAGCAAAUGAGCAAAUACAUGAUAAAGAAUCAGAAAUUAAACAUUAUAUAUCUAUAGGGGCAUUAGUAUUUUCAUUGGAAUUUGGCUAUCUGCUUCUGGCUGAGUUGGCUUGA